Mustela erminea (ermine) is the source of this 805-nucleotide messenger RNA. RefSeq names its product CLK4-associating serine/arginine rich protein-like. The record is from RefSeq and is a predicted model, not a curated record. The transcript has 2 exons. NCBI's taxonomy places the organism in Eukaryota, Metazoa, Chordata, Mammalia, Carnivora, Mustelidae. Bases 215 to 784 code for a protein of 189 amino acids.
GUCAUGGACUCCCGGCUCCCCGCCCUGCGAGCUCUGUAUAUAAGCCCAGCUCCGAGGAAUCAAGGCCACAGGUCUUCAUUUCCCCGAGGCCUGGCGCCUCCCUCCCCAACCUUGCCCGGCUUCGCCUCGGCAGCUCCAAAUCUCCACUCGUUCUUCCUCUUGGCGUUGGGAGAGACGCGGAGCAAUGAGUUGAAAAUCGUCUCUGGAUUCUUGCAUGCUGUACACAGUAAUCUCCUCAUCCUGUCCUUCAUUUUCCCACACUAGUACCCUCGGAGACUUCUGUUUGCCGGAGGGUAGCCUCAUCUUUCCGCCGCAUGGGUCCUGUGGCAGGAGCCCCACUGAUGCUCUCUGCCCAGGAGCUUCCCGAAAGGUGUUCCUCUGUCCCCGCCUCACCUCAUCUCCAGACAUCUCUUGCCAUCAUUUCAUCCACCCUUGUAUAAAACCCGCGCCCCCCGCCCCACCCGGCGCCGCACCCCCUCCCUCGGCUGCUCCCGGCAGGCGGGGAGCUGAACGGCCAGGGGCGCGCAGGAGGCGCGCAGAGCUCUCGGGCUGCCCUCGCUCGCCGCGCCUGGGGAAUUGGGCUGUGGGCGAGGCGGCCAGGGCUGGCCUUUAUCGCUCGCCCUGUUGGUGGUUUGAAACUUUAUCAGCGAGUCUCGCCACUCGCCGCAGACGCGAGCGGGGGGCGGGGGCGCGGCGAGGCGCCGGCAGCCGUGACGAGGCGCUCCCGGCGCUGAGCGCUUCUGCUCGGGGCACGCAUGGCGCCCGCACACGGAGUCUGACCUGAUGCGGACGCAAGGGGGUUAAU